GCGCGCGCGCAUAGACAUGUUGACAUUCAUGUCAACAAUUUUAUCCAUUCCAAAGAGACAAUAAUAAAUAAUGAAAUGUUUUCCAUUCAGCAAAAACUGAUUUUACAAUUAUUAUUUACAAGUUUAAUAGGAAUUACUUCCUAUAUCGGUGAUAGAUUAUUGCAACAAAAAAGUGAAAUUUUACGUGCUGUUUCUGAUAAUUUCACACAUGCAACUGUCAGUGGUCUCACGUGGUCAUUAAUUUUAAUAAUAUCAAAAAAAUCUGUGUUGAAAAAUAUUUCAAAAGUGUUUUUGUGUUUUUUCAUUGCAUCAUUUGUUGACGUUGAUCAUUUUUUAAUUGCAAUUAGUUGGAGGUUACAAGAUGCUAUGCACUUACAAAAACGAGGAUUUCUUCAUUGUUCAACAAUACCAAUUAUGACGUGGCUUUUUCUUCUAAUAUAUUCAAAGAUGCUGAAUCAACCAAAUAUUAGUGAUUAUGGAUGGAUAAUUUUAUCGAGUUUCUUGAGCCAUCAUAUAAGGGAUGCUAAUAGAAGAGGAUUAUGGUUUUGUCCAUUUGGAUCAACACGUCCAAUUCCUUAUUAUUUCUAUUUGAGUUUAAGUAUGGCAUUUCCUUAUUUUAUAGAAUUUUGCAUGUCAUUAUUAGACACUCAACAAUUGAGUGAAAAAAGAAUUUACAACACUCCAUAUGUUAUUUAAAGAGAAAUACUUGAUUAAAAUUUUUAUAAUCAA
Molecule: messenger RNA, 729 nt
Organism: Leptopilina boulardi
Lineage: Eukaryota; Metazoa; Arthropoda; Insecta; Hymenoptera; Figitidae
Product: transmembrane protein 267
Exons: 2
Coding region: 76-696 (206 amino acids)
Source: RefSeq, a predicted model, not a curated record